Messenger RNA from Globicephala melas (long-finned pilot whale), 752 nucleotides. RefSeq names its product potassium calcium-activated channel subfamily M regulatory beta subunit 1 (gene KCNMB1). The record is from RefSeq and is a predicted model, not a curated record. Gene Ontology annotation, cellular component: voltage-gated potassium channel complex; membrane. Lineage: Eukaryota; Metazoa; Chordata; Mammalia; Artiodactyla; Delphinidae. Gene Ontology annotation, biological process: detection of calcium ion; potassium ion transport. Gene Ontology annotation, molecular function: potassium channel regulator activity; calcium-activated potassium channel activity.
GGGGGCUGGGAGCCAGGCAGAAAAGUGUCUGCCGAAGACUCACAGGGCACCAGGGAGACUAAAUGACUGCUGUCCCUUGUGGACAUGGGGAAGAAGUUGGUGAUGGCUCAGAAGCGGGGAGAGACCCGAGCCCUUUGCCUGGGUGUGGCCAUGGUGUUGUGCGCCGUCAUCACCUACUACAUCCUUGGCACGACCAUGCUGCCCCUCUACCAGAAAAGUGUGUGGACCCAGGAAUCCUUGUGUCACCUGAUUGAGACCAACAUCAGGGACCAGGAGCAACUGGAGGGCAAGAAAGUGCCCCAGUACCCGUGCCUGUGGGUCAACGUGUCAUCCGUGGGCCGGUGGGCCGUGCUGUACCACACAGAGGACACUCGGGACCGGAACCAGCAGUGCUCCUACAUCCCAGGCAGCCUGGACAACUACCAGAUGGCCCGGGCCGAUGUGGAGAAGGUUAGAGCCAAACUCCACGAGCGCCGGGUUUUCGACUGCUUCUCCACGACUCGGGAGAAUGAGACGAGUGUCCUGUAUCAGCGCCUCUACGGUCCCCAGACCCUCCUCUUCUCCCUCUUCUGGCCCACCUUCCUGCUGACCGGUGGCCUCCUCGUUAUCGCCAUGGUGAAGAUCAACCAGUCCCUCUCCAUCCUGGCAGCCCAGAAGUAGCCCCAUCCACACCACAUCACUGCUCGGGCCACCAGGGGCUGGAUGCGUCCCCAGGCUGUUCCUCACUUGUGUCCCCAUGCCUCCUCCCCCUG